Messenger RNA from Pneumocystis jirovecii RU7, 1218 nucleotides. Its product is annotated as glucose-induced degradation complex subunit FYV10. Gene Ontology annotation, molecular function: protein binding; ubiquitin protein ligase activity. Gene Ontology annotation, cellular component: GID complex; nucleus; cytoplasm. The transcript is spliced from 5 exons. NCBI's taxonomy places the organism in Eukaryota, Fungi, Ascomycota, Pneumocystomycetes, Pneumocystales, Pneumocystaceae. The coding region runs from base 1 to 1218 and encodes 405 amino acids. Gene Ontology annotation, biological process: proteasome-mediated ubiquitin-dependent protein catabolic process. The record is from RefSeq and is a predicted model, not a curated record.
AUGGCGAAAACUAAAAUUAAUUUAGAAAACCAUUUAAUAUUAGAACAAUCAAUGAUACGGCUUCCUUAUGAGCUUUUAAGAAUGAAUUUUAAAGUAUCACAAAAAUAUAUCGAAAAAAAUUCAAAUUAUUUUUUAUCCGCAAUUGAAAAAUUAGAUUUUAGUACAAGAGAAGAAACAGAAGCAUCAAUAGAACAAUUAAACAUUAUCUUAGUUAAAAUUCAAGAAUUAAAAGAAAAGUUGUUUUUAUUAAAUCAAGAAGAUAUACAGUAUUUUAGACAUUUAAAAGCUAGAAUUGCUCAUUUAAAAGAGCUUUGUAGCAUAGAAAACAUAGAGGAUGAUGCUUAUGAUAGAUGGAGUCAAGUUCGAUUGAAUCGUCUUUUAAUAGACUAUAUGUUACGUAAAGGGAUGAGUAAAACGGCUAAACAAUUAGCUCAAGAAAAAAAUAUUGAGGGUCUUGUUGAUAUUGAUUUGUUUGUUCGAUGUAGAGAAAUUGAAGAAGCUUUAAAAAAUAAAAACACAGCAAAAUGCCUUGCUUGGUGCUCAGAAAAUAGAGCUUUUCUAAGAAAGAAUAAAAUUAAUCUAGAAUUUGAGUUAAAGUUACAAGAAUAUAUUGAACUUGUUAAAAAAAGAGAACUUUUUCAAGCAAUUCAGUAUUCGCGAAAGUAUUUAACCUUUUAUUCAGAGGCGCAUAUAGAAGAGUUCAGGCGUGCUAUGGCUCUUUUAAUAUUCCCACCCGAUACAGAAUAUGAACCUUAUAAAAAACUUUAUUCUCCUGAUCGUUGGAUGUUGUUAGCGGAUUUAUUUGUAUUAACUCAUCAUAAUUUAUAUAAUCUUCCAGUCCUUCCUUUGUUAUACAUUACACUUUCUGCUGGUCUUUCUGCUUUAAAAACACCAUCAUGUUGUUCUUUUGAGUCUCAAAAAGUAAAUACUACUCUUUUUCACUCUACUCUCUGUCCAAUAUGUUCUCCUGAAUUAAAUUCUAUUGCUUCUUUAGUACCAUAUGCUCAUGCUGUUAGAUCAAGUCUUAUAGAUUCAUUAACAGGUGAAAAAAUUAAAAGUGAUAAUGAGUUAAUAGCACUUCCAAAUGGACAUGUCUACAAUCAAAAAAGUUUAUAUGAGAAAAAUGAAAAAUUCGGAAUUUCAAAAGAUAUUAUCUGGGACCCUGCAACGACUGAAAAAUUUUCUAGAGAAAAGAUUAGGAAAGUUUUUAUUAUGUAA